GCACUGAAGGUGCCCUCCUACCUGAACUACCGCUUCCUGGGGGAGAAGGACUGCGGGGCGCCCUGCGAACCCGGCCGCCUCUACGGGCUCAUGUACUUCGGGCCCGAGGAGCUGCGCUUCUCCCGCACCUGGAUCGGCAUCUGGUCGGUGCUCUGCUGUGCCUCCACCCUCUUCACCGUCCUUACCUACCUGGUGGACAUGAAGCGCUUCAGCUACCCCGAGCGGCCCAUCAUCUUUCUCUCGGGCUGCUACACAGCCGUGGCCGUGGCCUACAUCGCCGGCUUCCUCCUGGAGGAGAAGGUGGUCUGCAACGAGCGCUUCGCCGAGGACGGCUCCCGCACCGUGGCGCAGGGCACGAAGCGUGAGGGGUGCACCAUCCUCUUCAUGAUGCUCUACUUCUUCGGCAUGGCAAGCUCCAUCUGGUGGGGCAUCCUCUCCCUCACCUGGUUCCUGGCCGCCGGCAUGAAGUGGGGCCACGAGGCCAUCGAGGCCAACUCCCAGUACUUCCACCUGGCCGCCUGGGCCGUGCCAGCCAUCAAGACCAUCACCAUCCUGGCUCUGGGGCAAGUGGACGGGGAUGUCCUCAGUGGUGUCUGCUUUGUGGGCAUCAACAACGUCGAUGCCCUGCGGGGUUUUGUGCUGGCCCCCUUGUUUGUCUACCUGUUCAUUGGCACCUCCUUCCUGCUGGCCGGCUUCGUGUCCCUCUUCAGGAUCCGGACCAUCAUGAAGCAUGACGGUACCAAGACAGAAAAGCUGGAGAAGCUCAUGGUGAGGAUAGGCAUCUUCAGUGUCCUCUACACGGUGCCAGCCACCAUCGUCAUUGCCUGCUAUUUUUAUGAGCAAGCUUUUAGGGAACAGUGGGAGAGGAGCUGGGUCACACAGAGCUGUAAGAGCUACGCCAUCCCUUGCCCCAACAACCACAGCAGCCACCACCCACCCAUGAGCCCCGACUUCACCGUCUUCAUGAUCAAGUAUCUCAUGACCUUAAUCGUGGGCAUCACCUCGGGCUUCUGGAUCUGGUCUGGGAAAACCCUGAACUCCUGGAGGAAGUUUUACACCAGGCUCACCAACAGCAAGCAGGGCGAGACCACCGUCUGAGAUCCUCUCCAUGACCGG
Messenger RNA from Chaetura pelagica (chimney swift), 1116 nucleotides. It is a transcript of the gene FZD1, whose product is annotated as frizzled class receptor 1. Gene Ontology annotation, molecular function: Wnt-protein binding; Wnt receptor activity. The transcript has a single exon. NCBI's taxonomy places the organism in Eukaryota, Metazoa, Chordata, Aves, Apodiformes, Apodidae. Gene Ontology annotation, cellular component: plasma membrane. The annotation marks the transcript as partial. The record is from RefSeq and is a predicted model, not a curated record. Gene Ontology annotation, biological process: canonical Wnt signaling pathway; non-canonical Wnt signaling pathway.